Messenger RNA from Pochonia chlamydosporia 170, 216 nucleotides. RefSeq lists its product as hypothetical. The coding region runs from base 1 to 216 and encodes 71 amino acids. The record is from RefSeq and is a predicted model, not a curated record. Lineage: Eukaryota; Fungi; Ascomycota; Sordariomycetes; Hypocreales; Clavicipitaceae. The transcript has a single exon.
AUGCCAGACGGGAAACAUGUUUGGGACCCAGAGUGUGGGCAGCUCGUAAUCCGUCAACCCCAUACUCCGUUCACCAGGGCCGGCCUGUCAUUCACCUCCUGGAUAGAGUGUGCUGAUGGCGUGAUUGAUUGCCAACCAAAUACUGUCCCAAAGCCGUGGCACACAUUAGAACAGUGUACCAAAACAGCUUCCUUGGAGUUGAUUACAACACUCUAG